AUGGCCGUUCCCGAAAUCUUUGACAUAUCACGCCAAAAUGCUCCAGGUCACUACAGUCCGUCUCAAACAGCUCUGCUGCUGCUCGAUUACAAGGCAUUGGUCAUCGGCCGAAUAGGCCCCAAAGCCGAAGCAGCAGUCAAAGAAGCGGCGAAAAUGCGAGACUGGGCAAGAUCAAAAGGCAUCGUCGUCCUUCACGCUCUGGUCGACUUCACCGGAACUCCACCAUUCGACACCACCAAAGAGUUCGACCGACUAUCAGAACUCACAACCCAAGUCAAGCGAGAAGGGGGCGGCGAGGAACCAGCAGAACUGCUCCAAGGAGAUGGGGAUGUUGAGUUCAAUCGACGGCCUGGGUAUAUCUCUGCAUUGCAAUCUGAUGGAAUCAAGAAGUUUCUUCAGGAGAAGGGGAUCAAGUCGCUGCUGCUUAUGGGAUUGAGCACAGGGGGUUGUGUGCUUAGAACUGCGUUGGAUGCUGCUGAGAAUGAGUUUGUGGUCACGAUCACUCGGGAUGGGUGUGCGGAUGCGAAGGAUGAUGUGCAUGAGUUUUUGUUUGGGAAGGUGUUUGGAAGAGGGGAUUUUGUGGUUACUGGAAGGGAGUUUCGAGAUGGGUAUGAUCGGCUGCAACAUUAG
Molecule: messenger RNA, 630 nt
Organism: Zasmidium cellare ATCC 36951
Lineage: Eukaryota; Fungi; Ascomycota; Dothideomycetes; Mycosphaerellales; Mycosphaerellaceae
Exons: 1
Coding region: 1-630 (209 amino acids)
Source: RefSeq, a predicted model, not a curated record